Plasmopara halstedii is the source of this 1185-nucleotide messenger RNA. RefSeq names its product Protein involved in establishing cohesion between sister chromatids during DNA replication. The coding region runs from base 1 to 1185 and encodes 394 amino acids. Gene Ontology annotation, molecular function: protein-lysine-acetyltransferase activity. Gene Ontology annotation, cellular component: nucleus; chromatin. The record is from RefSeq and is a predicted model, not a curated record. The transcript has 4 exons. NCBI's taxonomy places the organism in Eukaryota, Oomycota, Peronosporomycetes, Peronosporales, Peronosporaceae. Gene Ontology annotation, biological process: mitotic sister chromatid cohesion.
AUGCAGCGUGGGAAGGUCAGCGGCUCCACCGCUGGACGUAAACGUAGCAGCAAGAGUCUCAACGAGUUAAAAGAAGAUGGCAAAAAGCCAAAAAUUUCUACUAUAUCGUCAUGGCUUUCACCUGUUACUCGUAGCAAAGUCGCCAGGUCCACAAUUACACCCGAGUCAAAAGCUGUAUCUAGUGUGAAAAAGCAAACUUCUCCGAGCAUAAAUCACUCUUUAACGCAAUCAUACAUCGAUGUGGGACAACGCGACUUUGGCAAACAUGUCAAUUGUAAAAAGUGCGGGCUGCUAUACACUGCUGGAGAAGAGGAAGAUGAGAGGGAACAUGAAAAGUUUUGUAAACGUAUGACUCGAGGCAUCGCAUUUUUCAAGUGGAAAACAGAAAGAGUUCUAAAAACAUUUCCUGGCACUUUAGGACGAAUUCUUGAAAUCAGAAAUGACGACCCGAUGUCUCACGUACGAAAACUACUAGAGAUCAAAAAGGACCAUCAAGUCGUUGGAUGUAUCAAUGUGUCGCGCAUCACGAAAGCCUAUCUGCUGGAAAAAAGCGCUUCAAAACCGGAUAUAUCGAAAGAAAAAGCGAUUGCUUUGGCAGAUGAUAGCGCAUUGACUGCGUCAACUAUAUUAAAGCCAGCAGUUGUAGGCGUUUGUCAGCUUUGGGUGCAUCCUUUGUUCCGCAGACAAAGCAUUGCAAGUCGAAUGGUCGACGUUGCUCGCGAAAAGUCAGUCUAUGGCAUGCAUGUUUCUAAGAAUUUAGUUGCUUUUGCACAGCCGACACGAAACGGGCUGCAGUUUGCACAAAAAAGAAAGUUUUCGUCAUGUCGAUUACCCACGACGUCACCUAGUGGUUUGUGGCAUUCAGCGCUGUUUUGUGCGGACGUUGUGGAGCAGCUGCUGACCACGCAGUUUCACACGUACAUGAAGAAAGUUCAGGAAGCAGACUGUAAAGCAGAGCUACGUCGCCUAGUAGCUAAAGGACCCCCUAUUUGGCUUGAAGACAAGCACGCGAUGCCCUUGCCUGAGGGGGACACACACAUUAUUCAAGUGUGGUUUGCAAGAGACAACGUGGAACGCAGUGCUAAGCUCGACGGAGCUGUGGAAGACAAAGCACACGAAUUAUUGUGGGCGGAGUUGCGACAACUUAUAGACGCAAUGGAGGAAGACAAGGUGGAAGUUAGAUAA